Messenger RNA from Candoia aspera, 1494 nucleotides. It is a transcript of the gene PRELID3B, whose product is annotated as PRELI domain containing 3B. Gene Ontology annotation, molecular function: phosphatidic acid transfer activity. Gene Ontology annotation, biological process: phospholipid transport. The transcript has 6 exons. Gene Ontology annotation, cellular component: mitochondrial intermembrane space. The coding region runs from base 126 to 710 and encodes 194 amino acids. The record is from RefSeq and is a predicted model, not a curated record. NCBI's taxonomy places the organism in Eukaryota, Metazoa, Chordata, Lepidosauria, Squamata, Candoiidae.
CGGGUUUUCACCUCGCCCGGCUUCUUCGGUGCCGCCCUCUCGCCUCGAGUUCCUUUUCGGUCGCGGCGGGCGGGCGAAGGGAGCGUCUCCAAAGGGGGUUGCGAGGAACCGCCGCCGCCCUCACGAUGAAGAUUUGGACCUCGGAGCACACCUUCGAUCACCCCUGGAAGACUGUUACUACAGCUGCUAUGCAGAAAUACCCAAAUCCCAUGAAUCCCAGUGUAGUUGGAGUUGAUGUUCUGGACCGGCAUGUAGAUACUAAUGGAAAAUUACAUAGCCAUCGGCUGCUUAGUACAGAAUGGGGAAUGCCAUCGAUUGUAAAAUCACUUAUUGGUGUUUGUAGAAUGAGAACCUAUGUACAAGAGCACUCUGUAGUUGACCCAGUUGAGAAAGUAAUGGAGCUCAAGUCUACUAAUAUUUCAUUUACAAAUCUGGUGUCAGUAGAUGAGAGACUAAUUUAUAAGCCACAUCCUCAAGAGCCAGAAAAAACUAUUUUGACUCAAGAAGCAACAAUUUGUGUUAAAGGAGUUAGUCUCAGCAGUUACCUAGAAGGACUAAUGGAAAACACAAUUUCUUCUAAUGCUAAAAAAGGACGUGAAGCAUUGGAAUGGGUAAUCAGCAAACUUAAUGCUGAAAUAGAGGAAUUCACUUCUUCGGCAAGAGGAAAUAUGAGAUCUCCUAUAGCAGCUGCAGCUUUUAUGGAAGAAUAGUAUAGAAGCUGUGCAUGAGUUGUUAGGCCUGAUAUUUUGAAAGGAACACUUUCAAACUUCCUCAAAGCUGGAAAUAUUUAUUCUUCUACCUAAUCAAAAAUGGAUCAGUAGUCCAGAUUUUUAAAUUAAAAUUUUGAAGAGAACUUACCUAAAUCUGUAUGUGAAGGCGACAUGGAUGACUUUCUGUUGGGUUGUACAUUCCUUUAAACUGGAAUGCAGGCAUUCAAGACAGUUUAUGUGCUCGCAGGAAUAUAUUCUGGACACAGGAUUUUGAGCAGUUUGUUACAGGGUUUGGCUUCGAAGAACAAAAGCUAUUACUUGAAAUACAAUCCAUUCUAAAAUGCUUUUUUAUAGGCUGCUUUCAUGAAAGUUACAAUUUGCUAACAUGAAGAGUUUGACACUUAACAUCUAUGCUUACAGAAGCUCCACAAUUUUGAAAGCUUUGUAGUAUUCAAUUUCUGGAUUUGGCAGAAACUGCAUGCUAUAUAAUUGGAUGUGGACUAAAGGUGGCUUUGCUCAAAAUGUUACGAUUUCAGUUUUUCAGAGUCUCUACUUGGUAAAGAUAGUUUAAUUGUUGAAAAAUGCAACUUGUUGAACAUACUCAUUUUGGUCCUCCAUUUUCUAAGAAUCAGAAUUUGUGUAAUAGCUACAUUUGUGGGUAGAAAUCACUUCUCCAUUUUAAAUGAAAUGCAUAAUCAUGAUUUAUAUACUCCAGACAACUGAAGUCUCUUAAAUUGUAUUUUGUUGUUUUUAACUCUUAAAGAACAAAACAAAAUCAGGGGAA